Molecule: messenger RNA, 793 nt
Organism: Catharus ustulatus (Swainson's thrush)
Lineage: Eukaryota; Metazoa; Chordata; Aves; Passeriformes; Turdidae
Gene: UBE2M
Product: ubiquitin conjugating enzyme E2 M
Exons: 6
Coding region: 63-614 (183 amino acids)
Source: RefSeq, a predicted model, not a curated record
CGCUCCCUCGGCCCCGGGGGGGGCCCGGACCCGCCCCGGCCCCGCCGCCCCGGCCCGGCAGGAUGAUCAAGCUGUUCUCGCUGAAGCAGCAGAAGAAGGAGGAGGAAUCGGCGGGCGGCACCAAGAGCUCCAGCAAGAAGGCCUCGGCCGCGCAGCUCCGCAUCCAGAAAGACAUCAACGAGCUGAACCUGCCCAAGACGUGUGAGAUCGAUUUCUCUGACCAGGACGAUCUGCUGCACUUCCGGCUGCUCAUCUGCCCUGACGAGGGUUUCUACAAGGGCGGCAAAUUCGUCUUCAGCUUUAAGGUGGGCCAGGGCUACCCCCACGACCCGCCCAAGGUGAAGUGCGAGACCAUGGUGUAUCACCCCAACAUCGACCUGGAGGGCAACGUGUGCCUCAACAUCCUCAGGGAGGACUGGAAGCCGGUGCUGACCAUCAACUCCAUCAUCUACGGCCUGCAGUACCUGUUCCUGGAGCCGAACCCCGAGGACCCCCUGAACAAGGAGGCGGCCGAGGUGCUGCAGAGCAACCGGCGCCUGUUUGAGCAGAACGUGCAGCGCUCGCUGCGGGGCGGCUACGUGGGAGCCACCUACUUCGAGCGCUGCCUCAAGUGACCCCAAAACCCCCAAAAUCCCAAAAAAACCCCAAAAAAAACAACCCCACAAAUCUCCCGUUGGUCCUGGGGGGGUCUGUGGGGUUUGCGGUGUCCCGAGCGCUGCGCGGUGAUUCCCUGACCUUGGAAUGUCCCAAAAAAAAUCCUAAAAAAAUCCCCAAAAAAAUCCCAAAAAAAUCC